UAUUAUAUAUAUAGUUUAAAAUGCAUAGUGACUAUAUCAGUCUUUAGGUAUAAAUAGUUACAGUAUCUUUUGUCAAUUUGAUUACAUCAUUACAGCAACUUUCAGAGUUGAGAGAAUGUUGGAUCAUGAGAAAUUGCUAUAAACAUUCUUAUGGGAAUCAUUUUGGGUCUAGGAAACGUUGAUUUUUUAGCGUUCUAAUAAUGUGUGUUAUAUCAUCUCUUGAGAAGUUUUCAGAAAUUCUGAGAAAAAUGGACAGCAGAAAAGGGUUAGAUAGAUAGGAAGAAAUAUCUAAUAAUUUGGAGAGCUGUUCAAGACCUAAUCUCAAGAUAUAGAGCUGCUAUAUUCAAAUUUGUUUGAUCUUUUGAUAUUUUUCAAUUCUGUAUGAAGGCAUUAAUGGUUUUUUCCUGCUUUGCCUUUUAAUAUGUCACUUGAGCAGAUAUUUGUCCUCUAACUAGCAAGUAGAAUUGAUUCUAUGGUUGCUUCAUCAUAAUUUUUGAUGCAGAAUAAUGGUAGAUAUAUUCACGCUUGUUUUUCGUUGGAUACUUAUUGAUUACUACAUCGCUGAACAUUUAAGGAAAGAAUCACUCAAUUCUAACAUGUUUAGAAGAGUUUCUUUCGAUUUGGCACAUGGACAGUGAGAAUGACCUCACUGUGUUUGUUCCCUGGCACACCAAAGGUUUGCUGCAGAUGUUAGUACAGCAGAACUUGUUCGCUAAGAUGACCCAUUAUGGAACUCUAGCUGAUUAAGCAGAUGUUAAUGGACAAUUGCAUGUCCAUUAUUACUUCUUUGACCAUAUUACCAACUCAACUCAAUUGUACUUGCUUUUCAAAUAAGACCAACCUGUCAAUAAAGAAACCGGACAUCAAGUUUCAGAUGAUUGGUAGAGAUUACAGGGAAAUGCAAAAAGGAGGGAAGAGAUGAGACGCACAUUGUCAAAUAAUCUGAAAUGUUAAGAAUUGUGGAAAUUGUGAGUUUCAUAAGGAGUUUUAGACAAGGUACACUAUAUCCCCCAUUCUGUUUUUUCCUUUUUCGUUUUAAACUUAGAUUUGCUUUACUUCUUUGGGUCUUCAUUUCUUUCCAUGCAAAAUUCCUGAAAGUCAAAAGGAAGAUUAGAAGCUAGCCAUUUUACCACUAAAGAAACUGAGCCCCAAGAAGUUAAUUCAGCUUACCCAAGAUUACAUCUUUGGUUAGGGCCAAACCUAAGACAGGGACAGACUCUGUUUUCUUCAUUUCUCACUAAACUGUAUCACUACAGUUUAAACUUCUUUCUACCACUACUAGCAUUCUGUGCCUUCAGGAGGAAUUUUCAGUCCCUUCACUUUCCUGAUGCCUGGGAAUUCUUUUUAAGUUAUGACUAACAACGUAUAAAACAUGAGUCAAAAGUUAGUCCCUAAUAAAGUCAUUGUGACUUUAAUGACUUCGGCAGUUGUUUCAUUCUGCAAAAACAGGAAGAUCCCACACAAUAAGGCGCCUGUCUCACAGCUGGGCUCCUGCGUAGACGGCCACCCACAAGAGUAACUAACUGCUGGGGCUGUCUUCCUCUCUUUGACACCUUUUUAUUCUCUGUUCUUACAGUUCUCUCCUACUGACCUCAUCCUGAGAUUAUCCAUGAGAGGAAGGUACCUGCUUUAGCUUUUCUUUGAUAGGGUAAAGAAUAGUUUUAUUCACUUAAGAUUCACUCCUAAGUGAUUUUCAGGUCACCCUCAACAGGCCUAAAUUAGUCUUAGAAGGAGCUCUUUCAUGGGCUUUAUACUAGCUUCCUGUAUUAUCACUCUUCUGGAUUGUUUUAUUCUCAAAACAUAAAAUCGCCAAAUUUUAGAUUUAAGAAGAGCCUGCGAUCAUUCCAGUUCACUCCACCUAUGUGAUUAGUUUAAGAACUCAUUACCAAGAUGGUGCCUAUCUUGCCUGCAGAUCUUUGCAUAAAGCUCAAACUAAUUCUCCCACAAGAAAUACAGGAAAGUGAAGAAGUGUCCUAUCAUUUCAGAAGAAACUGGCUUGGAUGAAAUAAUCUCUGUAUGCAGUGUUGAAACUAAAGAAAAAUUGAAGCCAUCAAACAAACAAAAUGUUCCUAUCAAGUGUAACUGAAUUUUAGCUUUUAUUACCUAUUCUCUACUUCUAAAAUAACUUUUCGCUAUUAAAGGAACUUAUUCCAAAAAUCAGACAAUUUUAUAGAAAAGGUAUAUUCUAGGCGAAUAAUAUUAAAUCACUUACCUAGAAAAUAUACCUUCUUCCCUUUUCAAAAAAUAGCUGCAAUUUCUAGCAGUAUAUGUGAAUCUAGUGUUGGGCCUAAGCUUAAGAAGGCAUUGGAGGAAUUUUUUAUUACUAAGAGUUCAUUCACAAACUUUGCUUGUCUGUGUUGAAAAGUGGCAUUGGCCAUUUCCUCUGGGGACAUUAUUUCUAGGUAGGCUGUAACAGGGUUUUCCUGUGAAGGCAGAUUCUUAGGGAAAAUAGUAUCUGUGUGCAUGAGAUGGUAGAGACACAUUUAUCUUUAAAAUAAAUGUUCCUAUUUGUGAAUUUCUCUACUGCAUUUAAUAAAGUAAAUAACGCCCAUUUCCUUUCAAUCCAGUAACUCCUUGGGACACAGUUUUACCCAGGAGCUAUUUUACCUUUGAGUCUGGAUGAAACAUGUAACUUAAUAAACUCCAAAAGUCUUACACUAUAAAACUCUGAGGGAUGAUACAUGCUUCCCUUCCUUUGUUAUGGUCUGAAGCAUUUUCAAUCUGAGUUGUUUUCCUCAGUCAUGUAGAGGGAGUUUUGUUUUCUGGGAAGUCUUGGUUGCUGGUAAAUAAUGUGUCCAAACUGUAGGAGGCAGCCACAAAAUUUAUCAUACAAGUAUGAAAGGUUAGGGUUGAAAGGCUGAGAUCCUAAAAUCAUGCAUCAUUUUCAUUUUACACAUGAGAGGUGAUGUAACUACACAGGAGAGUGAGAGCCGAGAAUGAAAAGUCAAGAUUCGUCUACUACAUAGUGGCUGCCUCUGGCUCAACAGAAACACUCCCGUGUGGGAGCCAGUUGCUGAAAACCCAACUAAGCCUAGCUCCUCAACUGUCUCCUCAGGCUUCACUUCAAAUAUAAUUCAUAUCUAUUCUAUUUCUUAAUGUGUCUCAUCACACAGUUAAACGCUAGUCAUACUAACUCGACUCUACAUAUACUAGAAUGUAAAAGAUACCCUUCCACCCCCCGCUGUCUGCUCCUUGAAGGCCAUGUCUGCCUUUCUUAGUUUGUACAGAGCCCAACAUAAAUGGGCCCUUCAUACGUGCUUUUUGAUGAGAGCAAUGAUUGCCUUCACGUCAGUGUGGUUGGGCCCUCCCUUAUGGAGGAGGAAAACCAACAGUUGUUGCUAAGCAACAUUUAAAGGACUAGGUUAGUUUCUGACACUAAGUGACCUCCAUUUGCAUACUUCGCCAUGUUGUGUGUUUUAUGAUUGCCUUAAGAUGACUUUGUUUUUUGGUGGCAUUGCUAUAUGCCCUUAGCAAAAGGCUCCUAGGAGAACUAGUUUAGGCCUGGAAAGGAGGAAGGUGAUAUUCAUCUGUUAAUGACUUACAUGAGUACGCUGAUCCUUUCAGUAAACCAUGCAGGAAAGGUGAGGAGUUUGGUUUAUUUUCAGCCCUGCAGCUGAGAGCCACCUCCCUGUCCCCAUAUUGAAAGUGACUGACAAUGUAUCCCAACAGGGUCCUGUGGCAGUGGGAGGCUAUAGGAAGAAAAUAAACAGAGAAGUCUUUCCUCUUAUAGCCUUUUAUGAUUCAAUUUCUACCUGCUCCUAUCUUCUGAGCAGAGAUGCUGAUAUAGCUAAUAAAGAACUGGCCCCACCCUCUCCAGACUGUUUGCUGUUGUGGUUAAACAACGUGCCCUAAUAUAUCUAUUCCUACUAGAAUGAAAGCUGAUUAAAAGCAUGAAAAGAGUUUUUGUUUGUUCCUUUGUUUUUUUCACUGCUAUAUCAUCACUCUUUUCGCUGGUCAUUUUAGGUAUUCAAUAAAUGGUUGACAAAUAAGUGGAAAAAAAGGGGAUUAUUGAACUAAUACCAACCUGAUUGACUCUAAAACAUUCCUAAGUGUUUCAGAGAGACUAAAGAAGCCAAAAUGAGACAAUUGUUUGAAUGUUAUAUUUGCCUAAGUCUAGUGCAGAGAAAAUUAUGGAAGAAAUCAUCUGUCUCUAAGCUUUUUACAAGAUAUUUUUACAGUGAUUCAAGUAAAGUUUACUUCUUUGCCAAAAUUCAGCGUAUUGGUCAGAGCAAUAAACUUGUCUUCUUCAGCUUCUGAGUCUUCAGCCUAAGUACCUGUCUUUUAAGGAUUUAAGAUGAGAGGCCAUUGUGAUGGAGCAGUUGUGUCUUUAAAACUAAAUAAUUUGGAAGUCAUGCGAUUCACAGAUUCACCUGGGGUUCAAAAUUGCACAGAGGUUCAAUAAGUAAAAUACGCUAGCUGAGAUGAUUGAUUCAGAGAUGCCUGGUUACUAACAUAUUGUAUCAUGGGAAACACACCCACAAACACAAGUAGGGUUACCCAAAAAGAGGGUGAUUGGACAUCUUUGAGAACAAUGCAUGGUGCAGUGAGCCAGCAGGCAGAAAUACUGACUUGCAUUGGCUUCACCUCCAAAAGCCAGGUCUCCUAGGCACAGGCCAUGGCGUAACCCGGGCUUGGAUACUUGAAAUAAAGCUAUUGUUGGAUGCUGAUGCUCAUUUGAAAGGGGAAUGCCUCACAGGAAAAAAAGCCAAUUGCAAGUCAGGGUUGUUGCCAUGGUGCUUUGCUACUCCUUCAACUUGCUAUAAAUGAAAUUAUGGGAGUACAGGGGUAGGAUAACAGAGGGGAGAGAUGAGGAGGGAAAUGGGAUGAGCCUGGGGCAGGGAAUCCCACUGCAGUAAAGCUCUAGUGUUUCCCCUUGCCUGUACUCUAAUGCUGACAAGGAGAAGGGAGGGGCUGGGAAGAAGGGAGAGAGAAACAUGCAGGGAAGAAAUGACUUUCUCAACAUGCCCUGGAUGGCUAAAAUAAAAUAAAAAUUAAUUUAAAUCCUCAGAUUUCUAAUGUGAGUUAGAAGAGGUAACACUAAAUCUCAAACAAUUCACCAUUCUUUCAGUUAUGACUGUUCAUAUUUCCUAACACGCUCUGGAUCCUAGAUGGAAAGGUUAAAAGAGUUUAAUACAUUUGUCGAAUGCAAUCUAAUAUGCAUAUCAAUGAGCUAAUGGAGGGCAGAAACUUACAUGCUGCAUAGGAAGUACUUUUCAAAUGAAAUAAAUUAAUUCCAUUCCCAUUCAUUUUACUAUGAAAGAGGCUAAAUGCAUUGGCACACGCUUGGUGUGCGACAAAUAAUCCUCCAAAAAGCUAGUUCACAAAAAUUAUUGUGUACCGGCAGCCUAGUCUGAAAACAGCCACGGUCCUAACCUUUUUUAAAUGUUUGUUUAAAUGUUCAGAAAGUCGAUUCAUCAAAUGCAUCAUCACUUUGAUCCAUUAGAGCAGCUGGAUUUUUGUGCAGAGGCUGCAUCUGCAGAAUUCUGGUCUGCAGUGGAGAGAGAGGGUUAAGGAACACCUAGUUAAAAUGGGGGAGGGUACCGACUUCAGAUUUACUUAAAUAUUCAUGGAGCUUCCUCCAUUUUAAUCUUCUCCUUUUUAAAAGAUGGCUGUGUUUCCUAGUCUGGCAACUCCUCAGGAAAGAAGAAUUGCUUCUUCCUUGCAGAGUUCGGCUGAGUAGGACUAAUGUAGAAGAGUGGAAACCCCUUCGGCCACCAGGACUAUUCAUAAUUCAUAAGUGCUUCAAACCAGCCAGCUGAAUACAUUUGGACAGGCUCUUGCUCCUUCGUGCAAUUCCUGAUUUCAUUGCUCUCUUCUGCCAGGAAAUAAGCAGGGAGCAUAGGCUUCUUGCAAGAAUGGAGUGCGAAGAUGGGCUUUGUUUGGCUUAGGAAAUGCCAUACAUUUUGGAGGUUUUGUCUUUUCUAAGUUUUGAUUAUUUUAUCACUGGAUCUGCAGGGCUUUCCUGAUCCUUUCGGGAUUGCUCUCUCAGAACCGUGAAUUCUUUCAAAGGGAUUUGUGGAUUGUGGCAAAGAGAGCAUUCCAAAAUGCCUGAGGCAAAUUAUUUGUUAUCUGUAUCUUGGGGUUACAUCAAGUUCAAAAGAAUGCUGAACCGGGAGCUGACACACCUCUCAGAGAUGAGCCGGUCAGGGAACCAGGUGUCUGAAUACAUUUCAAAUACUUUCUUAGACAAGCAGAAUGAUGUGGAGAUCCCAUCUCCCACCCAGAAAGACAGGGAGAAAAAGAAAAAGCAGCAGCUCAUGACCCAGAUAAGUGGAGUGAAGAAAUUAAUGCAUAGUUCAAGCUUAAACAAUACAAGCAUCUCACGCUUUGGAGUCAACACUGAAAAUGAAGAUCACCUGGCCAAGGAACUGGAAGACCUGAACAAAUGGGGUCUUAACAUCUUUAAUGUGGCUGGAUAUUCCCACAAUAGGCCCCUAACAUGCAUCAUGUAUGCUAUAUUCCAGGAAAGAGACCUCCUGAAGACAUUCAGAAUCUCAUCUGAUACAUUUAUAACCUACAUGAUGACUUUAGAAGACCAUUACCAUUCCGACGUGGCAUAUCACAACAGCCUGCAUGCUGCUGAUGUAGCUCAGUCAACCCACGUUCUCCUUUCUACACCAGCAUUAGACGCUGUCUUCACAGAUUUGGAAAUCCUGGCGGCCAUUUUUGCAGCUGCCAUCCAUGACGUUGAUCAUCCUGGAGUCUCCAAUCAGUUUCUCAUCAACACAAAUUCAGAACUUGCUUUGAUGUAUAAUGAUGAAUCUGUGUUGGAAAAUCAUCACCUUGCUGUGGGUUUCAAACUGCUGCAAGAAGAACACUGUGACAUCUUCAUGAAUCUCACGAAGAAGCAGCGUCAGACACUCAGGAAGAUGGUUAUUGACAUGGUGUUAGCAACUGAUAUGUCUAAACAUAUGAGCCUGCUGGCAGACCUGAAGACAAUGGUAGAAACGAAGAAAGUUACAAGUUCAGGCGUUCUUCUCCUAGACAACUAUACUGAUCGCAUUCAGGUCCUUCGCAACAUGGUGCACUGUGCAGACCUGAGCAACCCCACCAAGUCCUUGGAAUUGUAUCGGCAAUGGACAGACCGCAUCAUGGAGGAAUUUUUCCAGCAGGGAGACAAAGAGCGGGAGAGGGGAAUGGAAAUUAGCCCAAUGUGUGAUAAACACACAGCUUCUGUGGAAAAAUCCCAGGUUGGUUUCAUCGACUACAUUGUCCAUCCAUUGUGGGAGACCUGGGCAGAUUUGGUACAGCCUGAUGCUCAGGACAUUCUCGAUACCUUAGAAGAUAACAGGAACUGGUAUCAGAGCAUGAUACCUCAAAGUCCCUCACCACCACUGGACGAGCAGAACAGGGACUGCCAGGGUCUGAUGGAGAAGUUUCAGUUUGAACUGACUCUCGAUGAGGAAGAUUCUGAAGGACCUGAGAAGGAGGGAGAGGGACACAGCUAUUUCAGCAGCACAAAGACGCUUUGCGUGAUUGAUCCAGAAAACAGAGAUUCCCUGGGAGACACUGACAUAGACAUUGCAACAGAAGACAAGUCCCCAGUUGAUACAUAAUCCCCCUCUCCCUGUGGAGAUGAACAUUCUCCCCUUGAUGAGCAUGCCAGCUAUGUGGUAGGGCCAGCCCACCAUGGGGGCCAAGACCUGCACAGGACAAGGGCCACCUGGCCUUUCAGUUACUUGAGUUUGGAGUCAGAAUGCAAGAUCAGGAAGCAAAGAGCAGCUCAGGAAAUCCCACGGUUGACUUGCCUUGCUGGCAAGCUUGGUGGAGAGGGCUGAAGCUGUUGCUGGUGGCCGGUUCUGAGCAAGACACAUGGCUUGAAAAUGGAAGACACAAAACUGAGAGAUCGUUCUGCACUAAGUUUCGGGAACUUAUCCCCGAUAGUGACUGAACUCACUGACUAAUAACUUCAUUUAUGAAUCUGCUCACUUGUCCCUUUGUCUGCCAACCUGUGUGCCUUUUUUGUAAAACAUUUUCAUGUCUUUAAAAUGCCUGUUGAAUACCUAGAGUUUAGUAUCAACUUCUACACAGACAAGCUUUCAAAGUUGACAAACUUUUUUGACUCUUUCUGGAAAAGGGAAAGAAAAUAGUCUUCCUUCUUUCUUGGGCAAUAUCCUUCACUUUACUACAGUUACUUUUGCAAACAGACAGAAAGGAUACACUUCUAACCACAUUUUACUUCCUUCCCCUGUUGUCCAAUCCAACUCCACAGCCACUCAUAACUUCUCUCUGUUUGCUUGCCUUCAACAAUACUUUUUCUCCUCUGGAGUUUAACUUUUUGCUGUAAACAGAAUAAAAUUUAACAAAUUAGGGGGUAGAAAGGAGCAGUGGUGUCGUUCACCAUAAGAGUGUGCAUAGCACUAAGCAGUGUGCCCUGCUGUGUCUUGGACCCUGCCCCUGACAGGAGUUGUACAGUCCCUGGCCCUGUUCCCUACCUCCUCUUUUCACCCAGUUACGCUGUUUUCAAUGUAAUGCUGCCGUCCUUCUCUUGCACUGCCUUCUGCGCUAACACCUCCAUUCCUGUUUAUAACCGUGUAUUUAUUACUUAAUGUAUAUAAUGUAAUGUUUUGUAAGUUAUUAAUUUAUAUAUCUAACAUUGCCUGCCAAUGGUGGUGUUAAAUUUGUGUAGAAAACUCUGCCUAAGAGUUACGACUUUUUCUUGUAAUGUUUUGUAUUGUGUAUUAUAUAACCCAAACAUCACUUAGGAGAGACAUACGGCCCCCUUGGCAGAGAGGACAGGGGUGGGCUUUUGUUCACAGGGUCUGCCCUUUCCCUGCCUGAGUUGCUACUUCUGCACAACCCCUUUAUGAACCAGUUUUGGAAACAAGAUUCUCACAUUAGAUGCUAAAUGGUUUAUACUGAGCUUUUACUUUUGUAUAGCUUGAUAGGGGCAGGGGGCAAUGGGAUGUAGUUUUUACCCAGGUUCUAUCCAAAUCUGUGCGGGCAUGAGUUGGGUUAUAACUGAGUCCUACUAUCAUUGUGGCUUUGGUUCAAAAAGCAACACUACAUUUGCUCACAGAUGAUUCUUCUGAAUGCUCCCAAACUACUGACUUUGAAGAGCUAGCCUCCUGCCUGCCAUUAAGCAGGAAUGUCGUGUUCCAAUUCAUUACAAAAGAAAACAAUAAAACAAUGUGAAUUUUUAUAAUAAAAUGUGAACUGAUGUAGCAAAUUAUGCAAAUGUGAAGCCUCUUAUGAUAACACUUGUUAGGCCUCUUACUGAUGUCAGUUUCAGUUUGUAAAAUAUGUUUCAUGCUUUCAGUUCAGCAUUGUGACUCAGUAAUUACAGAAAAUGGCACAAAUGUGCAUGACCAAUGGGUUUGUGUGUCUAUGAACACUGCAUUGUUUCAGGUGAACAUUUGAUCGUUUUCAAACGUUUCUCACAAUGUAUGUUAUAGUAUUAUUAUUAUAUAUUGUGUUCAAAUGCAUUCUAAAGAGACUUUUAUAUGAGGUGAAUAAACAAAAGCAUGAUUA
Messenger RNA from Cercocebus atys (sooty mangabey), 9471 nucleotides. RefSeq names its product phosphodiesterase 4B, cAMP-specific (gene PDE4B). The transcript has 10 exons. The record is from RefSeq and is a predicted model, not a curated record. Gene Ontology annotation, biological process: signal transduction. The coding region runs from base 6045 to 7556 and encodes 503 amino acids. Lineage: Eukaryota; Metazoa; Chordata; Mammalia; Primates; Cercopithecidae. Gene Ontology annotation, molecular function: 3',5'-cyclic-AMP phosphodiesterase activity; transmembrane transporter binding. Gene Ontology annotation, cellular component: nucleus; cytosol; perinuclear region of cytoplasm.